Triplophysa rosa is the source of this 9579-nucleotide messenger RNA. It is a transcript of the gene ankib1b, whose product is annotated as ankyrin repeat and IBR domain containing 1b. Gene Ontology annotation, biological process: protein polyubiquitination; positive regulation of proteasomal ubiquitin-dependent protein catabolic process; ubiquitin-dependent protein catabolic process. The coding region runs from base 253 to 3534 and encodes 1093 amino acids. NCBI's taxonomy places the organism in Eukaryota, Metazoa, Chordata, Actinopteri, Cypriniformes, Nemacheilidae. The record is from RefSeq and is a predicted model, not a curated record. The transcript is spliced from 21 exons. Gene Ontology annotation, molecular function: ubiquitin protein ligase activity; ubiquitin conjugating enzyme binding; zinc ion binding. Gene Ontology annotation, cellular component: ubiquitin ligase complex; cytoplasm.
AUUUUGAGCCGAGGCAACGGCGUGAUUGACGGACGCUUCACGGCGGCUAAGGAACGUUCACAACAAAGGCGAGAGGCAGAUUUUUUAUUUAGAGUCAACACAGUUUCAUCAGAAUACCGAUGAAUUAAUCACGGCCAUAAAGAAAAAACGGGACUGCUAUCAUCACGAUAACUGGGAAGUCCAUCAUGUCGGUUGUCUGCAGGCCCACAGGCUGAAGAGGUGUGAGCGGUUGGGAGAGCUAGGGACGGAGCAAUGGGAAACACGGCCACAAAGUUCCGCAAGGCACUGGUCAGUGGAGAUGAGGUUCUGGCUUAUCAGCUGUACGAGGGCAACCCUCAGUUCAAAGAGUCACUAGACCCCAACACCUCAUAUGGGGAACCGUACCAACACAACACCCCGCUCCAUUAUGCUGCCAGACAUGCCAUGACACGCAUACUCAGGUCCUUCCUCUUCAGCAAGGAUGGGAACCCCAACAAACGUAACGUGCACAAUGAAACAGCGCUGCACGUUUUGUGCAUGGGACCGCACAUCUUGCUGUCCGAGGGAGCCCUACAGCCACGCCUGGCCCGGCCCUAUGAAGAUGAGCGCAGACGGGCUGAGUGCCUGCAGAUGAUCUUAAAGUGGACUGGUGCCAAAUUGGACCGGGGCGAAUAUGAGAGCGCGGACGUCUGCGCCAACGAUAACAAAAAAACCACACCGCUACACUACGCCGCUGCCUCAGGGAUGAAGACAUGCGUUGAGUUUCUGGUAAAGCGUGGUGCCGACCUGUUUGCGGAGAAUGAGAACAAGGAAACCCCGUGUGACUGUGCAGAGAGGCAGCACCAUAAGGAGCUCGCUCUCAGUUUGGAGUCUCAGAUGGUCUUCUCCACCGACCCCCACGCUGAGGAUAUCGAGGCCGAGUACGCAGCCUUAGACCGCAGGGAGUUUUAUGAAGGUUUGAGAGUGCAGGAUCUCAGAAGACUGAAGGACAUGCUGAUAGUGGAAACAGCAGACAUGCUGCAGGCUCCUCUCUUCACCGCCGAAGCUCUCCUCCGGGCUCACGACUGGGACAGGGAAAAGCUCUUGGAGGCAUGGAUGUCUAACGCUGAAGACUGCUGCCAGCGCUCGGGCGUUCAGAUGCCCACCCCUCCGCCCAGAGGUUACAACACGUGGGACACCCUGCCAUCGCCCCGUACGCCCCGCACCACCCGCUCAUCCAUCACCUCUCCAGACGAGAUCAGCCUGACCCCCGCUGAUGAUGAUCUGUCACUGUGUGGGAUCUGUAUGUGUGCAGCCUCCAUGUUUGAAGAGCCUGUUGAUAUUCCAUGCGGACAUGAGUUCUGCAGAGGAUGCUGGGAAAGCUUCUUGAAUCUGAAGAUCCAGGAGGGGGAGGCCCAUAACAUCUUCUGUCCGGCUUAUGACUGCUUCCAGCUAGUUCCUGUCGAGGUCAUCGAGAGCAUUGUGUCCAGAGAGAUGGACAAACGUUACCUGCAAUUUGACAUCAAGGCAUUUGUAGAGAAUAAUCCUGCCAUCCGGUGGUGCCCGCGGGCAGGCUGUGAUAGAGCGGUGCGUUUGUCUGGACAAGGGCCCGGUGCCAGCAUUUCUGACCCGCUCAGCUUCCCUCUCCUUCAGGCUCCUGCGGUGGACUGUGGGAAGGGCCAUCUCUUCUGCUGGGAAUGCCACGGAGAAGCCCAUGAACCCUGUGACUGCCAAACAUGGAAGAUGUGGCUUCAGAAGGUCACUGAUAUGAAACCAGAAGAACUGGCAGGUGUAAGUGUGGAGUAUGAAGAUGCUGCCAACUGCCUGUGGUUACUCACCAACUCCAAACCCUGUGCCAACUGCAAAUCUCCCAUUCAGAAGAAUGAGGGCUGCAACCACAUGCAAUGUGCCAAGUGCAAGUAUGAUUUCUGCUGGAUCUGUCUGGAGGAGUGGAAGAAACACAGUUCAUCCACAGGAGGAUACUAUAGGUGUACGCGUUAUGAGGUCAUCCAGCAGGUGGAGGAACAGUCCAAGGAGAUGACCGUUGAGGCUGAGAAGAAACACAAAAACUUUCAGGAGCUGGAUCGUUUCAUGCACUAUUACACACGCUUUAAGAACCACGAGCACAGCUACCAGCUAGAGGAACGUCUUCUAAAGACGGCCAAAGACAAGAUGGAGCAGCUGAGCAAAGUGCUGAGCGGAAGAGAGGGAGGCCCUCCAGACACUACUUUCAUUGAAGAUGCAGUGCAUGAACUACUUAAGACUCGUCGCAUUCUCAAGUGCUCUUACCCAUACGGCUUCUUUCUGGAGACCAAAAGCACAAAGAAGGAAAUAUUUGAACUUAUGCAGACUGACUUGGAAAUGGUGACUGAAGACCUUGCGCAGAAGGUCAACCGACCGUACCUCCGCACCCCACGUCACAAGAUCAUCCGUGCCGCCUGCCUGGUGCAGCAGAAACGGCAGGAGUUCCUGGCGUCUGUGGCGAGAGGCGUGGCGCCCAAUGACUCACCCGAGGCCCCUCGACGCAGUUUUGCUGGAGGAACGUGGGACUGGGAGUACUUGGGUUUCGCCUCCCCAGAGAUCCAGAGGAAUCAAGCCUUUCUCGGGGGAAAUGAUCCGAGAGAGCAGUGUCAGUAUACAGGAAGCCAUCCGCAGGAGUAUGCAGAGUUCCAGUAUAGACGCAGACACAGGCAACGCAGACGUGGAGAUAUGGCCAGCCUCCGCAGCAACACGCCUGACCCGGAUGACCCCAACCAUGGCACUUUAGACACGCAAGAAAUCGGUGGUGGUCAGAAUCAGGGUCUGCCAAUGACUCACAGUUCCCUGGAUGAAGAUGAUCCAAAUAUCCUCUUGGCCAUCCAGCUGUCUUUGCAGGAGUCUGGUCUGGCUAUGGGCGGCGCUGGCAUUGACGCUCAAGAGAUACUCGCCAACGAGGCGUCUCUAGGGGCCAUCGGAACAUCCCUACCCACGCGGCUGGAUCCGGUGCUGUGCGGUAUAGAUGUGCCCCGCACUGCCCUGAGCAGCUCCGAGCUGUUAGAGGUGGGUGACAGCUUGAAAAAGCUCGGAAACAUCAGCGGCCAGAAUGUUCCUCUGCGUUUUGACAAUCUUAAUACUCUCGAGUCCGCAGAGGUUCCACCGUCCUCUGAUUUUGGCUCCUCCGACAGCGCCAACCUUCUCGGCAACAUCAUGGCUUGGUUUCAUGACAUGAACCCUCAGAAUAUCAGUUUGGUUCCUUCAGCCGGUGCAAUGAAUCAAGAAUUCACCGCUUCAGUGGCAAGGAUGGCGUCGGAGCUGACUGCAGAGUGCGCCGUUCCACAAUGGACAGCAGAGUGCGAUAGAGAGCAAGAGCGAGAGUACGGCACCAGCGGUGCCGCAGAGGAACGCGAGCCCGUCAGGCCGACGCAGCUUGACCUGGUGGGUCUCGACGUGUCUCCGGGACCUCCUGCGUCUGUCGAGUUAGGGGAAACUCCGAGCGGUUCCAACCCGUGUCACUCCGACACCCCGAAAUGUGACUCAGACCCUGACCAGCCUAGCAGUAGCUCCUCAGAAUGGGAGGGUCAGGUGCACCUUGUAUGAAAUACUGACUCCUCCCACUCACUAAGCCACUUUGUGAACCCGAGGAUCAAUCAUGAUAAGAAAAGCCUAUGUAUUGUCAGAUAUGUCGAAAUCGAAGCCGUUUUUCAAAUCUGGCCAGUGUGUUACAGGCCUCCGUUUGAGGCAUGUGUUCACUAAAAACUUCCAGUUAUAAAAUGCGAAAAACUUUUACUUAGUCAGCAACUGAACCAGACAGCACUAUGUAAUCCAAGAGAGAAAGGUUUAUGAGGUAAUCAUGAGCAAGCAGUCAGAGCCGUACGCCUCUAAUGAUGAGAAAUAAAUCUACUGUAUAGAACAGGACAGUGUUUAGAGGACGUCCUGUCUGCUUAAUUUUCAAGAAUGUAAAAGGUGCCAAAAACACUGGCUAGUACACACAGAGUUCACUAACGCUCGGUGGAUGGUGUGCCGACUGUGCCUGCUCCUGAAGGGCUCGGUCGCCCUCUCCUUCCUUUAAACUCCACCUGUAGUGUUAGCACACAGAAGAGCGGGCCUGUUCUGUGGUGCAAAGAAUCACAGAAACAAAAACGGUAAUUGUAGUCGCGGAUUGCUUUUUUCUUUUUCGGGUCAAACGUAAUCACUGUAAUGCUUCAAUGGUAAAUUAGCGGGGAAAGUAUCGGUGAGGUUCAACUCAUUUCAGGAGUGCCGCACUGGCUCAGUUUUCUCUUUGCAACUUAUCACAGUGCCUUUUCUGUGACACUUCUCUUUAUUUAUAGCCACUCUCAGAACCCAGAAUGUGGCGAGUUCUAAUACACGCCGUUACUGUACUUUCAGGUGGCAACUACGCAAACGGCCUCGAUGUUUUAAAAAAAAAACUUUUUUUUAGAAAUGUUCAAUUGCCCUUUAGCAUGUUUCUGGUCCCUUUCCCCAGAGUGUUUUAAAGCAAUUGUUUAAAAACUAGAGAAAGAAUGAAUUUACAUGCUCACUCGCAAUUAUGUGGAUUGCAUUCAUCUACAUUGAAUGUGGAGAUAUUAUACAUGAUGUGUAAAAGAGAAGAUGUGAUAUCCAGAAUGUGUGGUGAUAAUGUUAAACAUUUCAGUGUGGGGAUUUAAAGAGAUAGUUCACCUUACCCUCAUGUCAUACUUAACUUCAUUCUUACUUGUGUGUAACAUAGAAAGUGUUCACUAAAAUAUUCGGGCGGUUUUUUGUGCACACAAUGAAAGUGAGUGCUGACCAGGGGCUGUCAAGCUUGAAAAAUGAUUUUCAUUGAAUAAUGACAUUUUUUCUUCAUUUGUUUUUCACACGAAGCUAUCACAUGGCUACAAAAGACUUGAAAUCUUAAAGGGGCAGUCCACCCCAAAAUAAAAUUCUGUCAUCAUUUACUCACCCUCGACUUGUUCCAAAUCACAGCAACAUGGUGAAAGAUAUUUGUUUUAACCAAACAGUUCUUGGCCACCAUAGUCUACCAUAGGAGGAAAAAUGACAAUGGUAGUCAGAAGUGCCCCAGAACUGUUUGCUUUCCAACAUUCUUCAAAAUAUCUCCUUUUGUGUUCAACAGAACAAUUACAUUUAUAAAGCAAUUUUCCUGUAGUAAAUGGUGGCCAAGAAAUGUUUGGUUACAAGCAUUCUUCUAAAUAUCUUUCUCUGUGUUCAUCAGAACAAAGACAUAUAUGCAGAUUUGGAACAACUUGAGGGAGAGUCAAUGAAGAUGGUAUUUUCAUUUUUGGGUGAACUGUUCCUUUAAGAACCAUGGAUUACUUUUAUGGUGCUUUUGUCAUGUUUAUAUCUUGAAAAGUCCCAGUUACCAUUUACUUUCAUUAUAUAGAUAUGGGUUCAACAGAAAAAAAUUAUAUAAGUCUAGUCUGGAACAACAUGAGGGUGAGUAAAUAAUGACAGUAUUUUUGGGUGAACUUAACCUUUAAAAUGUCACUAUGGCUAAAAUCCAUAGAUGUGAUCAUAUCCAUGUUUUUUUUUUUUUUUUUUUUUUAAGACACACUGCUUGCAAGAGCGUCUGUUUUCACCUUUGAAAAUAUUCAGGUGUCUGAUCUUUGGAUCUUUUUUAAGGCUGUGGCAAAUAUACAUCUAUGUGAUGGCCAACAGCGCCAACAAUUCAAUUACGAUAAAAAAAAGAAUACAUAUAACUGGUAUUUCUCUACAAUAAAUUAUGAAAAUGUAUUUUCUAUUUAUUUAAAAUUGAAUGUCCUGCUUUAAAAAAAAGGAUAAUGAAAGUAAAAACCCAACAAACAACAAAAAGCGUAAAUAUAUUUUUUGUGUAUAUAUAAAACUGUCAUAAACAGUGCCACUUCUGAAAAUGAGCAUAUUACAUGUGACUGCUGAAAUAUUUAAAAGCCAUUUAAACGAAAUUAACAAUUUGUACAACUUUCUGAUUUGCUUUUUUUCUUGUGAACACCUGGCCAACUUUUCUUCAGAUGAAACUGUCAGUUCAGAUAGCACUGAAUUUUACGCACUUCAGAAAAUUGCACAAAACUAGCUCACACUUCAGCCUUGAAUUAACCCACUUGAGUUCAUAGGUUUGCUGUUAUAUUGGCAGCUCUAGCUGUGCAGGCGCCUCAUGUUUUACUGUGGGCUUGAUGGAAUAUGUAUGUUGAUUCUGAACUAUUGUCCUAAAGCAGUAUUGCAUUGCAUAAUGGAAACUUUAAGACAUGAAGUUGUUUUUGAAGUGGCGUUUUGCAGCUUGGAGUCAUUCCAGAAGAUUCAUUGAUUUAGGAGAGUUCACGUGUUUUUUACUGUAUGUAUGUGUGAUCUGAAUCAGUUAAGCUCAAUAAAUUGCAGUAUUUCUUUGAAGUAAUGUAUGUCGGCAGAGGCACAGGUGGAGCAAAUGAUUGUUUUCAUGAAGCGUAUGAUAGAUUUGAACUGACCAGACAUGAGGAAAAUAGGUGAAUAAAAAGUUGUCCUGUAUGUGACGGUAUGCUGUGGAUUUAGUAAUUAUAAUAAACAUAGAUCAUGUUUUCCUGUCAAAAGGCAAUUCAAGUGUCAAGGCUAUUGUUUGGGGGAAGGGGCGGUGGGGUAAAGCAAAUUUUUGUAACCCAUUACCGAUUUUAUAUUGUUAACCAUCUAAUCCUCGAAAUGGUAUUUGCACUUUCAUGAUCUUGAUACACUUACUUGAUACAUUCCCAGUUUAUAUUGAAAAUACAAAUGUGUGGUGCUUGACCCGAUUUGAGUGUGAAUCUUAAUAAAGUUGUUAAGACAAGUUACAGUUGUUAAAGUGGUAAUGUUCUUUGAAUAGAAUGACUCAUAAGAGCCAGAAACAAAAUCCUAAAUGCAUGUUAAAGUAACAGAUACCCUUAAAGAAACAGUUCACCCACAAAUGAAAAUUCUGUCAUCAUUUACUCACCCUCAAGUUGUUCCAAAUCUGUAUAAAUACUUUGUUCUGAUGAACACAGAAAAAUAUAUUUGGAAGAAUGCUUGUAACCAAACAGUUCUUGGCCACCAGUUCCUUGGCCAAAAAUGUCUCAGUUCUGUUUAACACAAAAGAAGAUAUUUUGAAGAAUGUAGGAAAGUAAACAGUUCAGGGGCACUUUUGACUAAAAUUUUUCCUUGCAAUUUUUCCUAUCAUGGUUGUCAAUGAUUACAAGCAUUCUUCCAAAUAACUUUCUGAACAAAGAUUUUUUUUCUUUUUGGGUGAACUGUCCCUUUAAGGUUUCUCUGCUGGUACAAAUCAUAAAAUGUUGUACCUUUUUGGGUACUAGAGGUAAAGUUUAGAGCUUAAAGGUAAAUGAUUUUGUGAGCAUUGAUCCCUCUAGUGGCUCAAGUAGGACUGUUGGUUUUUUUAAGUGAAAAGACCCUGCUCUCUUGACCCGCCCUGUAACCUCUCAUGAAGUAAAUCCAGAAGACCACAGCAAUUUCACACAAGCAAGUCAGUAUAAUGCAUAAUACAUGUGUAUAAUAUAGAGUUCUUUAACACGUUUCUUUUUUAAUAUCAAGUACUACAGGGGUUAGAAAGAAUGAAUUGAGACCCUAUGUGCAUGGCCUAGUCAGUUAAUACAGUGAUCUUCGUUAAAAUAGUCAGAAAAAGCUUUGGAUAAAAGCGUCUGCUAAAUGACUUGAUGUAAAUGUAACAAUGGUGAGCAUAAAUGUGAGAUGGGAGGAAUUUUUGAUUAGGGACAUUCAUUUUAUGAGGAACACAGUCUGAUUUGGGGAUGCUGUUUGGGACCAACAAGAUUUGACUUUUGGUACAUGUACUGAGAUACUACAAUGAUGAAAAACAUAGUACGAUUCCAAAAAUGUAUGAGUUCUGUAUGACGAAUUCUGCAGACACAAAAGACAAUAUUUUGAAGAACACUGCUGCCUCAACAUUGGGGCUCCAUUGAUUUACAUAGUAAACCACUGAGACAUUUCUCAAAACAUAUCAAAUAUAUUUCACAGAAGAAAGAGUUACAUACAGGUUUUGAAUUGUAUACGGUAAAUAAUUACUUUUUUAUUUUUGGGUGAGAUUAUUUAAAAUCAAUAUCAACCAAUCCAAGAUUGCCUGUACAAGUACACUUUUCCAAACAUUGCACAAAAAGAUGAUUGUUUUUAAUAUAUAAUGUUAUUUAUACAAUUAAUAUAUGGAUUGUUUUGAAACCUUAAAAUUUCUUCAAUCCCAGUAAUGGACGUUAUUCCACCGUUAGUCCAGUAGAGAGUGAUGUGUUCUCAGUGAAUGAGAGAGAAGUUUCGACUCCCGCCUGUGAAUCACUCUGGCAGUAGGGUGUCUGUGUUACUGGCAAGCAGUGUUGGCACUUUCCAUCCCAGACUCAUGGAAGCAAUUCAAGACGUCAUUUAGAGGAGGAGGAACCCAACGGCUCCUCAGGAGGCUAUUAAAACAUGUCAGUAGAACUUCCUGCAUUAUAUUCCCACAGUCAAAAUGAAUUCAAGGUAAAUCAUGUAGUUCUCAGAGACGUGGAAAUAUUUCCCCUAUUGUGUUUUUAUUUAUUGAGGUCUUUUGUGCUCAUGUGGGGAUAUUUUUAACGCUAAAUAUGAUGAAGUCAGAUUACAAAAUUGCUUGACAGUUGUUUGUUUUGCUUUCUGGUGUAGCACAAAGUUCUUGGCCUCUUUGGGUGGUUUAUUGGCCCAACUGGAGAUGAUUUCAAAGAAACGGAGAUUAAAUAUAGUUCUGGACUUCUAGAAACAGCAAUUCUCCCAUCAGAAUCUGAUUUUAAAACCAGUCUCUGUGUCAAGGAGAAAAAGACAGAGUUACGCUCAUGUCACUUGUGUAAGAUUCAACAGUUCAGCUUUUCAUAAAAAAAUAAUGAAAAUUCUGUCGUCAUUUCAUAUUGACUUAUUUUUGUAAUAGAUAAGCAAUAUACAGAGAAAUAUAUCACCAUCAGAAGGAGCUUUAUUACCAAGUAUGUUUACACGCACAAUGAAUUUGACUUGGCGACAGGAGCUUAGUGCAGAAGAAAGUGUACACACAGUGCAAACAUAGUGCAAAUAUACAUUAAGAUUGAAAAAAAUGAGAAUUAAAAAUUAAAAACAAUAAUGCACUAAUGGUCUAUACUAAAACCAUGGUUAAUGUUCGUAAGGGACAAUGUGGGUAAUGAGUAAAAAAUGACAUUUUUAGUACGAGUAAACUACCUUGAAUAUUUGACGUUUUCUUUUCAUUUCAAGACACUUUAAUUCCAGUGUUGGGUGUAACUAGUUACUAAGUAAUUAGUUACUGUAAUAUAAUUACUUUUCCCUUGAAAAAGUAAAGUAAGGGAUUACUCUUAUUUUUUCUGUAAUUUAAUUACAGUUACUUCUGAUGUAAUUAAACUAAAUACUUUGUGUAAUAUGUGUGUGUGCAGAAGAGGAAUUGACAUCAAAAUUCAAAGUCUAACUUUAAAAUCCGUGCUUUAAUGUAUAAUUCUCACAUUUGUAAUUAAUAAUAAUACUUUAUGUAGUUUAAUAUUAUUUAUUUGAAUGAAUGAAAAGAGCCGUUUCAUGUCUAUCCUUGAAUCACUUAACUCAUCAAGGUUGAUGUAGGAUAUAAAAAGUAAUUAGUAAUAAGUAAUUAAAUACUUUUUGAAGAGAGUAACUUGUACAGUAAUCUAAUUACAUUAUCGAAUGUGUAAUUAGUAACUAGUAAUUAAUUACUUUUUCAGAGUAACUUAC